AGAAUAUUCGUACGAAUGGUGGUUUUGGAUGGUUGCAACUGGAGUCACUCUUGGUUUAACAUUAAGUGUAAAAUUGGUUGGUCUAUUUACUGUUCUCACUAUCGGAAUGGCAGUAAUAGUUGACUUGUGGAAUUUGUUGGAUAUAAAACGUGGACUAUCAAUAGAACAAUUUAGACAACAUUUCUAUGCGCGUGCUGUCGGUCUCAUCAUUGUACCAAUUGUCGUCUAUUUGUUUUGGUUUUAUAUUCAUUUUGCUGUAUUAAUUACAAGCGGUCCUGGUGACUCGUUUAUGAGUCCGGCGUUCCAAGAAACGCUCCAAGGAAAUGUGAUGGCGCUUGAAAGUCUUGAAAUAAGAUUUAAUGACACGAUUACUUUAAAGCACAAAGGUACUUCGGUCUUUUUACAUUCUCAUCCUCAACGUUAUCCUCUUCGAUAUACCGAUGGACGUAUUAGUAGUCAAGGACAACAGGUUACUGGUUAUAAAUUUGAGGAUGCCAACAAUUAUUGGCGAGUUAUACCUGCAAAGAUUUUUAUGGAUCCUUCAAGACCAGAUGAUGAUUUUGUGAAACAUGGAGAUUAUAUAUUACUUGAACACAUCGGUACACAGUCUCAUCUACUUACUCAUGAUGUGGCUUCGCCUUUGAUGCCAACAAAUCAAGAAUUCACGACCAUGCCAGCAGAUGAUGAUUCCCGUUAUAAUGAGACCGUUUUUCAGGUUUUAAUAGAUGAUGGUGAAUCAGACACAGUAUGGAAAACAAAGUCUAGUUAUAUACGUUUGGUUCAUUUUGAUACAAAAGUGGCAUUGUGGACGCACGAUAAAAUGUUACCAGAGUGGGGCUUUAAACAGCAGGAAAUUAAUGGAAACAAGAAUAAUAUGGAACGGAGUAAUAUUUGGUUUGCGGAUCAAAUUGUUGGAAAGAAUG
Racocetra persica is the source of this 923-nucleotide messenger RNA. Lineage: Eukaryota; Fungi; Glomeromycota; Glomeromycetes; Diversisporales; Gigasporaceae. The record is from the annotation of a GenBank genome assembly.